GGCUGUUCCUUUCAAAGUUUACCCUUCUCAGUCCUGCAACAGCACCUCCAGACCAGCCUCUACGAGCUAACCUGUCCGUCUACCUGACCUAGGACACCUCUACCUGUUUCUGAGUUUACCUUUUUUCUUUACCUGUGAACUGACUGAGGGACAAAAAGAAUAUUCAGGGCCGCAAUGGGGAACACAACGGAGAGUGGUGAGCUGAACAAAGGCGUGGAGGUCACCUACCAGAUAAUCCUACCCAUACUGGUGGUGGCAGGCAUAGUUGGCAGCGUCGUCAGCAUCCUGGUGCUCAUCCAAUCGAACCUCAAGAAAGCCAUCGGUAACAGAUACUUCCUGGCACUGUCGUGCUGUGACCUGUGCCUCAGCAUCUCGUACAUCAUCAUCGCCGUCACAGCCUGCGGUUGUGACUUCGAGUGGUAUUCCUCAGCCUGGUUCUUCGCGCACUUUGGCUGGAGCGUCACAUGCACAUUCCACGCGCUGGGAACCUACAUCGUCAUCUUCAUGUCACUGGACCGGUUCGUGGGCGUGUGGUUCCCACCGACGUACAAGAUACUGACUCAACCGCCUUACGACAUCACCAAGAGGCUGGUGUUUGCCGUCGUGUUGUGCUUCGGCCUGCACGUGCCCUACAUGGUGGACGCCGAGGUGCUGUGCGUGGAUCCGUCCGUCAACAAAACCAUGACCUACGUCGUUCAUGCGAAGGACAACUGCACCAGCGACAUCUACAACACCAACGACGGCUUCCAAAAGAGCUUCAAGGAGCCAUGGCACGAAGUGUACCGCUACAUCUACAACCUGCUGGUGCGCUGGCUGCCCUGCGCCCUGCUGAUCGUCCUCAACUUCGGACUGGUGCUGGCGGUGGUCAUCGGGAGGGUGAAGCUACCCCGUUCCCGGGAUGAGGUAAAGGCCAAGGUGUCAAAGCUCGAGUCUCGGGCGAAGCGACAACUCAAGAUAAACAAACAGGAGAAGGUGUUAGUGGCAACAGCCAUAGCCAUGACGGCCUCCUACGUGGUAAUGACGAUGCCCAUCACAAUCUUCCUGACAGGCUACGCUAAGUCCAACGAUAAUCGCUGCACGGAGUCCAGCCCCGCGGAGACACUGAGGCACGUGGGGAACAUCGCCCAGAUACUGGAGCACGUGCUGCAUGGCGUAUACCUCCUCCUUAUCAACCCGUCCUUCCGACAGGAGCUGCUCUGCCUACUACAGUGCAAGAAGUCACCCGACGAUGGGCAUUCAAGCGUUGACCAUUCUCUGUCCAAUGGUAACCGCCCUCUCAGCAGAAGCUUCCGCUCCAUCAAGGCUUGCAGGGACUCCAUUGCCCACGGACCUGUGGUCGCUGACACUGUGGCAAAGGAGACUUCAGAAGAAUUAAAAUCACUCGGCAGAGACUCCUUAAAAGAGACCUCGAAGCCUCUCAGCCACUGUGUUCCUCAUGGUUUCAGUGGACCCAAUGCAGCAGUCAAAACCCCGUCCAGUUACACUUAA
Messenger RNA from Eriocheir sinensis (Chinese mitten crab), 1488 nucleotides. RefSeq lists its product as uncharacterized. Lineage: Eukaryota; Metazoa; Arthropoda; Malacostraca; Decapoda; Varunidae. The record is from RefSeq and is a predicted model, not a curated record. The coding region runs from base 175 to 1488 and encodes 437 amino acids. Gene Ontology annotation, molecular function: G protein-coupled receptor activity. The transcript is spliced from 4 exons. Gene Ontology annotation, cellular component: membrane. Gene Ontology annotation, biological process: G protein-coupled receptor signaling pathway.